Ordospora pajunii is the source of this 435-nucleotide messenger RNA. RefSeq lists its product as uncharacterized. The transcript has a single exon. The record is from RefSeq and is a predicted model, not a curated record. The coding region runs from base 1 to 435 and encodes 144 amino acids. NCBI's taxonomy places the organism in Eukaryota, Fungi, Microsporidia, Ordosporidae.
AUGAGUUCUCAGGGUAAUGAUGGGAAUGCCGAAUACUUAGAUAUAUUUAAGAGUCUGGUUGAGGAUAUUGGAGAGUGCGCUCUUUCCAUACAGCUCACCAACUUUGAAGACGUCAAUCUGUUGUAUGAGACAACAGGAAGAUGCUCGUUGAGCCUUGCCUAUGUAGAAACUCACAACGAAAAGACCUGGCCAAAGGAUAUUGAGUACGAUGGGAAGAAGUAUAUAUUCAUGCGGUCCAUCAGUGACGAUUCGCAGACGUCGUUAAUCUUCAUCAGUGUUAGUGUUGACUCUGACGAAAUAGGGCGCAAAAGAGGAAUGCUGCUUACACAAUUCUGUGGAAUCCUCAAGUUGAUCAUUACAUUUGACUACCAAAACGUCAAUAAUGCAACAGCAAAGAUAUUUAAGGUUCUUGAGAGCUAUACCUCUGAGGAGUAG